UGGCCUGAUGCAGGAAAAGCACGAUCAUAUGUGUUGUAAGAUCUGAUUAGGUCUAAAUAUCAAAAACCAAGUUGAAAUUAAGAUACAGUUUAGCAAGGAAGUUGGUGCAUAUUUAUAGAUAUACCACCAAUUAGAGACGGUUAAAGGACUAUCUCUGUCAUUCUACAGUACCAGUAGAUAUCUUAAACGGCAGAACUACGCAGACACCCAGACAAGUGUUACACAAUGAAGAGCAAACUGGAUCACUGGGCAGAUAUCUUGGUUCUCUUCCUAUACUUUGCUGUAGUGUUGGCUGUGGGAUUAUGGUCCAUGAGGAGAUCAAAUCGUGGAAACGUGCAGAGUUAUUUCCUGGCCGGACGUUCGAUGCCAUGGUUUGUGGUAGGUUCCUCUAUUUUUGCCACUAAUAUUGGGAGUGAACAUUUUAUAGGACUGGCAGGCGCUGCAGUUUCAACAGGCAUAGCAAUGAUAUUAUUUGAGUGGCUCGCGAUAUACCUCCUGGUACUGUGUGCAUGGUGUUUCGUGCCUGUUUUCAUAUCAGCAGGGGUUUAUACCAUCCCAGAGUACAUUGAAAAGAGAUUUGGAAGCAGAAAAAUCCGUAACUACUUUGUAGUGAUGACCCUCACCUUCGCCAUCGCUAACAAACUCGCCGCCAACAUGUUUGCUGGGUCGUUGUUUAUACAACUAGCCACAGGGUGGAAUAUGUACUUAUCAGUCACCGUAUUGCUGCUCGUCACCGCAUUCUACACAGUGUUGGGUGGCCUAGCGGCGGUUAUGUUAACCGAUACACUACAAACCGUCAUAAUGAUGAUUGGGUCCUUUAUAUUAGCCGGUAUCUGUUAUACUAAGGUUGGCAGUUGGACAGAGCUACGGGAACGGUACAUGGCUGCCAUACCUAGUGUUCUCCAGGACAACAGCACUUGUGGUUUCCCUAAUACUGACGCGUUCUCUUUGUACCACGAUCCUGUGGCCGGAGAUAUGCCAUGGACUGGACUCCUGGCUAUGGCAACAGUGGGCAGUCUGUUCUACUGGUGUGGAGACCAGGUAAUCGUCCAGAGAUACCUGGCAGCCAGCACACUACAGGAAGCCAAGGCGGGAGCAGUACUAGCCAGUGCCCUUAAGAUUUUACCUAUGUUCAUCAUGAUCAUACCCGGACUCGUCAGUCGUGUGUUGUUCACAGACGAAGUGGCCUGUGUCGACCCUGACGAGUGUAUGAGAAUAUGUGAUAACCCUACGGGAUGUUCUAAUAUCGCCUACCCAAAACUGGUGUUAGAGUUACUCCCUACAGGUAAAGUAUAUAUCCCAAACAUCGCCUACCAAAAACUGGUGUUAGAGUAA
Mizuhopecten yessoensis (Yesso scallop) is the source of this 1335-nucleotide messenger RNA. RefSeq names its product sodium/glucose cotransporter 4-like. Gene Ontology annotation, molecular function: D-glucose:sodium symporter activity. Gene Ontology annotation, biological process: transmembrane transport. Bases 226 to 1335 code for a protein of 369 amino acids. Gene Ontology annotation, cellular component: plasma membrane. The record is from RefSeq and is a predicted model, not a curated record. The transcript is spliced from 11 exons. NCBI's taxonomy places the organism in Eukaryota, Metazoa, Mollusca, Bivalvia, Pectinida, Pectinidae.